CGAGGAAGCGUUUGACGUGGCAAGGUCCCGGACAUCACAUCGGCAAGCAUCACUUUAGAGCUGUAGACUAAAAGGGCAGUUGCCAUAUUUUGUUCAUCAUACACCACACCUGCUUUCAGGUCGAGUGGAGGACCUGAACAAGCAAGGAGAACCAGGCUUUCAGCGCGCCCUACGCAAAGCAAGGACAAAUCAUGUGGUGGUUUGUCGUUGCUAGUUUUUUCCACUGUCUGUCGGCCUAUGAUGUAGAUUUGAAGAAACUGGAUGGUCUCGCAAAAGCGAAGGUGGAGUCCUGUGGAGGAUGACAGCUGAACAGGUUGAGAGAGGUCAAAGCCUUUGUCACCCAGGAUAUUCCUCUUUACCACAAUCUGGUGAUGAAGCACAUCCCUGGGGCCGACCCUGAGCUUGUCCUCCUUAACCACUACUACGAGGAGCUGGAUCGCAUCGGCCUGUCCGACAUGACCCGCUCCGAAAUCAACGAGCUCCUGGGCAAACUGGGCUUCUACAAGAAGGCCGAGCCCGAAGACGAGGUCCCGGAGGAGUUCCGCUUCUCCCCCGCCAAGGACAGCCCCUUCAAAGAUGGCGAGGAGACCCCGUCCUCACCCCCGCCCACGGAGAGCGUGUCCCCAGAGGACGGGCACUCUGAUCUGUAGCCCCCUCACCUAACGAAGCCAGGCCUCGUCACUGUAGCCCCGCAACAGAUGUUGGGGGUUAAAAUGUCUGCCAAGCAGAUUCUGGAUCAGCACUUAAAAAAAGGACAGAAUCUCAGAAGCACAGAUUUGGCCCUCCCGAGGCUCACGGUUAAGACGUUUUGUUUAGAAUCUGUUUGGUCGUUCGUUUUCAAGGGGUGUGUUGGGUUUGUGUUUGUUUUUACGAUGAAUGUCAGGUGUCUUACGGCGUCAUCGUCUCCCCACUCAUCUCCCUCGUGUGCUUAUGACUUCCUGUUUACUGGGAAACUGAAUGACGCUCCAGGCUGUAAAUCGUUCUGAUUGGCUUAGAGCUGAUGACCCAUGUUCUGGUGGCAGAAGUGUAUCACUCAGGAGGACUGCAGUGUGAAUGAUGUAUGGGUGUCAUAACUGAUGUUACAAUAAAAAAUUACCCAAAUUA
Molecule: messenger RNA, 1104 nt
Organism: Osmerus eperlanus (European smelt)
Lineage: Eukaryota; Metazoa; Chordata; Actinopteri; Osmeriformes; Osmeridae
Gene: selenom
Product: selenoprotein M
Exons: 5
Cellular component (GO): endoplasmic reticulum lumen
Molecular function (GO): oxidoreductase activity
Source: RefSeq, a predicted model, not a curated record